UUUUCAGAUGGACACUGAGCCACUGUUUAAAGAUGUCACCUACUACACUGUAGGUGACAUUGAUUCGAAGGUCAUAGAUUUGCUCAAUGAUGGAGGUGCCAAAAAAGACAGCUAUCUUAGUGAAAUGGUCAGUCAUGUUAUUGCAGAUGACUGUACACAAAAUGAGUAUUCUGAGGCCAAAGAAUUAUUUGAACUUCCUGUGGUUACGAGUAGCUGGGUCAGGAUGUCUGUUCUGUGUAAGAAGCAGCUAGAGUUAGACCUGUUUAGUCCAGAGGAUAUGAUCUUCAGUGGAGUGGUUGCUUGCUGUUCUCAGUUGAGUCAAGAGGAUACAAAUGCACUUUGGGCCAUGCUAACAACCAAUGGAGGAAAGUGUCAGGGAACCCUGGAUAAACACUGCACUCAUUUAAUAACUGGAGACAAGCAAGGGGCUAAGUAUGAAGAAGCACUUAAGCAUGAAGGAACUAUUAAGAUUGUAUGUCCAGACUGGGUAACAGAUACAUUAUUAAAGAAGGAGUGCCAAGAUGAAGAGCUUUACCAUCCCAGUCUACUGAAGUCACCUUCAGAAAUUGCCACCCCUCCUUUCACUCCCCCUCCCACCACCAGUUCUACCCCUCCAGAACCAACACCUAUGGACAUAGAACAACAGGAAGAACAAGCAAAACAACAAGCCAAACUAAAACUGAAGGCCCAGGCAUUACAACAGCAUGGAAGAAUACAUCAGAAACAGGAUGUGGGUGUCGGCCGAUCGCCAGCCAAUCAGGUGAUUGCUCAGCAGCUUGCUGCAGCUGUUUUAGAGAAGAGACUAGCUGCUGAAGACGGAAGUCACAAGGCCCGAAUGUCUUCGUCCCCGAUCACUGCUAAUGCUAAACAAGCACUGGCCCAAAUGGUCAGCAGUCGUAUACAGGGAACUAGACCAAGGCAGAAAUCCCCAGGUAGGACGACCCAGCCUCAUACUGCCAGAUCCCCAGGGGCCAUGCCACCCAUUCCCCAGGUCCCUUACAUGCAGAUGCCACCACUGGGACUUCCAUCUUUUCUACCAUCUGAAAUGCAGCGCAUGGGCAUGCCACGACCACUCAGAAACAUUACCAAUAGAGCAGAACUACCCCCACAUAUGCCAGGAAUGAUUCCAAGUCCAAACAAGAUGAACCAGAGGAUGACCUUUAACCCUGCCAUGCCCCCUGGACAUAGGCCUCCCCCACCACGUUAUGUUCCUCCAACCAUGAAUCAGCAGAGUCAGCCCCGCCCCCCAUUGUCAAUGCCAGCUACCUACUGGGGUCAUGACCCUUCAGAUAAUUUACCACCAGAAAUGUGUCUGUUGGGCUGUGUGUUCUAUAUCACAGACUACUUGAAGAUUGUUGGACAACCACAAAUUGAUAACUGGAAGAAGGUGAUUGAACAGCAUGGAGGCCAAGUUGACCCCGCCUACUCCAAUCGUGUCACUCAUCUUCUGUGUGCCACUCAGCAUACUGAUGUUUUCCAUAUUGCUCUAAAGGACCAAAGAAGAGUUGUGACAGCCUUCUGGUUGAAUGAUGUCCUGGUUAAGAAGAAGAUGCUGCCCCCCUGGCAGGCCCUCCAUCUUCCUAUCAUCUAUGGGGAGGAUAAGCCCUGCAGUAAUCAGAUUCUGUGUGUAACAAACUUUGACGGGGAGGAGCGUCUUCGGGUCAAACAGAUGAUCAACGCCAUAGGAGCUAAAUACACUGGUUAUAUGACUCACGGGAACUCAGCAGUCAUUUGUGGCAGGCCUGAUGGGAAGAAAUUUGACAAAGCCAAUGAGUGGAAAAUCCCUGUGGUGAAUGUACAGUGGUUAAGUGACCUAGUUUUAGGGCAUCUGGAAGCUCUGAAAUUGCCAGUCAAUCCUAAAUAUCGGAUACUAGGACAAGAGAACCAGUUUAAUCUAGAUCUAUCCAAAGUCCUACAUUUAAUGGUGGGUUGGCAAGUUCCUCUAAAGAUACAAAAAGAAACAUGGAAGAAAUUCUUGCCAAAUCAGAAAGCCCGGCAAGCUCUACAGAGUCAAGAGAAUGAGGUGAACAAGGAAAUUAAUGAACCAGCUGUGAAGAAACAAAAAAUCAGUGUAGAUGAUCCCAGUGUUUUACAGAAUACAUCACAGCCAGUGAUAAUCUUUACAGGAUUUCCUAAGGGACAAGUAAAGAAGCUGCAAAUGAUUGUCAGUCAGCUAGGAGGGAUUUCUACAGAGAACCCCCGACACUGUACACACCUCGUGGCCCCCUCCCUGUCCAGAACCAUGAAAUUCUUCAUUGCCAUCAAUGUUUGUAAGCACGUCAUCACUAAGGAGUGGAUAGAUGCAUGCAUGGCUCAGGGAACAUUUGUUGAUGAAACACCAUACAGAUUGAAAGAUUCUGCAACAGAGAAAGCAAUGGACUGUGUAUUAGAAGACUCAUUGAAGCGUGCUCAAGCCAAAAAGCUCUUUGAGGGCAUGUCUUUCUAUAUAUCUCCAAGUGUGUGUCCACCAUGUUCUGAUCUGGAGAAGGUUGUAGAGGCAGCAGGGGGAAAAGUUCUCAGACAGCGACCACACAUUCAGACGUUUCUAGAGCAAAAAGAUACAAAUGGGAAUAAGAAGAAUGUAAUGAUCACUUGUGAAAAUGACGUCAUGUUGUACAAAGAUCUAGUGGACAAAGAUAUUGCCAUCUACAAUGCAGAGUUCAUCUUGACUGGGGUUAUGAGACAGACUCUGGAUUAUAAAUCAUUUGAGAUUGAUGUUCAUUGAUUCCUCACCGAUUGUGAAAGCAGAGAAAACUGAUAAACAUGUGUGUCAAGUGAAAUGUGUUCUUCGGACAGUAAAGGAUGUUUGCAGUGAUUAGGUCCAGCUUGAGCAAAGGCAGAAUUUAUCAAUGUGUUGGAUUUCCUUGUCAGGAAACAGGAAUCUCAUUUGAACUAGUUAUGCUCUGUUGUUAUACAAUGAAAAAUGUAAACACCCCCUCCACAAAAAAAAAAAAUAUGCACAAGGCAGCAGAAUUUUUGUAAGUUAGAAUCCUUUUAGUUCAUAUUAAGUAGUUUAAUUUAGUAUUGAUGGAAUGAAUUGUGUAAGGCAAGACAAUGUACACUGUACUUCAUUAUGAUUUAUCCACAGAUGUGUGAAAUACAUGUACUCCCAAGGCAGAGAAUUUUCUGUGCUUGUGUUGUAUGAAUGAAUUUAAAGUACUGUUUGUAUUGUACAUGCUAUGCAGUCAUUGUGUUUGAUAUUCUUGAUAAAACCAGUGGGUUUUUUUUUUGUUUUUUGUUUUUUGUUUUGUUUUUUUUUUUUGUUUUGUAGUCCAUGUAUAGACUGUGCUAAGAUGUGUGUUUCCAGUGCUGAAUCAUUGCAAAUUAAUUUGUUUUUUAGUCAUAUAUUUUACUAUAGAAUAAAAUGCUGCCUGCAGUUUGAUGUGCAUGCGAUGUUCAAAUGGCCAUUUUCAACACCUAUCCCUUUGGUGCCAAAUGCUCUUGUAUUACUUUUGAGCUCUUCCCUCUCGCCUUUUGUGUGUACUGUAUUUAAUACUCAGAACUGUUCUGGUUACCAGUCUCCUCUUGUCUCCCCAAAUCUAUUCCUUCCUGUUUCGCAUACAAUUUGUGUUCAUAUUCUGACACCUACAAUCAUUUAAGAAGACAAAAUUACAGACUUCAGAACUUCUCCAAGUAGUUUUGUAUUAAUGUCACAUAUUACUUUCAUAUUCUUAAUGUCAAAGAAUAGUUAAAUGCUGAUUAUGAACUCGGUGCCCAGAGAGAGUACCGGUAUUUUGCAGAACACAAAGAGGGAAAUUUUCACAAUUUAUACUAAAGGAAUAAAGUAAUGUGCAAGUCUUGUGGUUUACAUCCCGGAAAAAUUAUGGAGGAGUACUUUUGAGAUUCUAGAUCAUUAUGCUACUCUGUAUAUAACAUGAUUGCAUCAUGUUCAUGGUUAUCAUAAUUUCAUUUUCUUUCUUUUAUACCAUGAAAUCUAAAUUUCUUCCUCCAGUAUUAUUUUAAUGUAAAGCACACAAUUUUGAAGCAUUAUUAUUGACGGUUGGGCAGACAGGAGUUGUAAUGGAUAGGUUUCAUAUGAUGUAUUUUUCCUUUCAGUUAUAUUACCCUUGGUCUCCAUUUUUUAGAUCGAUCUGGUGAAUUUUCUUUUUUCCAUUUUGACUUUUGGCAGAAAUACAAGUAAAUUAGAAAAAAUCUAAACAGAAUGCUUUCAGAAAAAAUAUAUUCUUUCAAAAAACAGUGUUUUUUACAUCUCAAUUUCCAACAAGACAAGUUUAAUUUCAAACUGGUUAAAAAAUUAAGGAAUUUCCAGUAUAGUGGCCAAAGGGAAUUCAUUCGUGGCCCAUGAUUUUCUUUUAUUUUACUAUUACCGUAUUUUUAAGGAUUAUUUCGUUGAAAAAAUUAUAUAGUUUUUUUUUUCAGUUUUGUUCUUUCAUUGUACAUUGUACAUGUAGUUGAAUAGUCAUCAAAAAUGUAUGUUCAAAGGUUUUGAUAUUCAGCAAUUGCAUAACAGCAGUGUAUGUAAUGGGCAUUUACUGUGAUUCUUGGGAGGUUUUAUGUGAAAAUGAAAUUUUAUGCAAGAAAAUAAUUUAAAGGUUGUUUUAUGAGUUCUUCUCCUUUGUUAACAUCAAAUAUUUUGCAUGAAGCUUUUGUAUGAGAAUAAAUUCAUGUUGAGCAUGUGAAA
Saccostrea echinata is the source of this 4642-nucleotide messenger RNA. RefSeq names its product PAX-interacting protein 1-like. Bases 8 to 2725 code for a protein of 905 amino acids. The transcript is spliced from 21 exons. Lineage: Eukaryota; Metazoa; Mollusca; Bivalvia; Ostreida; Ostreidae. The record is from RefSeq and is a predicted model, not a curated record. Gene Ontology annotation, cellular component: MLL3/4 complex.